AUGCUGUCCCGCGCCUCAACCGUCGCACGGGUCGUACCCCCUCUGGCCCAGGUUCUAGGCCGCGCCUUUACGGCGUCGGCCACUCCCCUCGGUGGCGGCAAGCACCAAAGGCCAAGGUUCGGCAUGUCCAAGCCCGGCGACCGCGAGCGUGGUGGCCAGCCCGGCCGUUUCGACAGGCGCGACCGCGACCGCGACAGCGACAGGCCCGUCGAGUCGUACGAGCAUAGCGGCCAGCGCAGCUUUGAGAAGCGCGGCAACGGCAACGCCUACGAGUCCCGCGGCCAGCGUUUCGACAGGCGCGACGGCGGCGGCGGUGGCGGCGGUUACGCCCAGCGAAACCAGCGGUUUGAGCGUGGCGACCGCGAGGAGCGCGGCGGACGCUUUGAGAGGGACGACCGUUUCAGCAGGGGCGACCGUGAGGACCGCGGUGACCGUUUCCAGAAGAACGACCGCUUCGAGGCCCGCGGUGACCGUUACCAGAAGAACGACCGCUUCGAGUCUCGUGGCGACAAGUUCCAAAAGAACGACCGCUUCGAGUCCCGUGGCGAGCGUUUCCAAAAGAACGACCGCUUCGAGUCCCGUGGCGACAGGUUUCAGAAGGAAGACCGCUUCGAGGCCCCUGGCCGUACCGAGCAGACGCUUGCGCCUGUUGAGUCCUUCGGCGACGGCCCCUUGAUCUUGGACAAGCCCAUCCACCCGCGUGACCGCCAGCAGGCCGGUCCCCGCGAGUUCCCUGUCCCCAAGGACCAGGCCACCGUGGACCGCGCAAAGCGUCGCGACUUUGGAGAGUUUGGUAUCCGCGCCGAUCUCCUCGAGGCCCUCGGCCAGAAGUUUGUCAAUGGAAAGACUACGCCUGUCCAGUCUCUCGCUUGGUCGAGCGACCUCAUGAAGGAACCCAACCCUGCCAAGGGCCCUCACCGUGCCAUCCUCGGUGCCGAGACGGGCAGUGGCAAGACGCACGCCUACCUCGUUCCCGUCAUGCAGCACCUCAAGGCUACCGACAAUGUCGACUCCGCCAGCACUGCCCCGAAGGGCGCCAACGUUCAGCCCCGCGCCCUUGUCCUCCAGCCUACCCACGAACUCACUCGUCAGAGUGCUGCCAUGGCCAAGUCGUUCACCCACCACGCCAAGCUUUCUGUCGUCGGUGCCAGUACCGGCAACUACACGUCGGUCCGCCGUGCCGGCCGUAUCGACAUGCUUUUCGCUACCGCUACCACCUGCAAGAACCUUCUCUUCCCCCAGGAGGAGGCCAACAAGGAGGCUAGCAAGGAGGCUAGCAAGGAGGCCAGCAAGGAGGCCAGCAAGGAGGCCAGCAAGGAGGCUGCCACCGAGGCGCAUGAGGAGGGAGAGCAGGAGGAGGUUGAGGACAACUCGUGGCCCCCCAAGAAGGAGGUGGUCAAGCCUCCCCACCUCGACUUUAGCCGUCUUGACUGGCUGGUCCUCGACGAGACUGAUGUUCUCCUCGGUGAUGCCUUCAAGGAGGAGACUGGUGCCAUUAUCGAGCGUGUCCGCGCCGAGGCGCCCAACUGCAACAUCCUCCUCGUGACUGCCACGCUCUCGCCCGCCCUCCUCGAGUCGAUCAAGACCAACGACCUUCUCUCACAGAAGCCGUUCGCCAAGCACCUCUCCCCCGGCCUCCACCAGCUUCCCACCAACCUCGAGACCCGCUUCGUUCCCUGGAGCAAGCGCGGUACCGCUCUCACCGACGUUGCCGCCGAGGUCAAGCGCGGUUUCGCCGAGGACGCCAUGGACGAGAAGCUCGCUGCUGACCGCGAGGGCGCUGGUCUUCUCAACUCCAAGUCAAAGGCCGUCGUCUUCGUCGGUACCGCCAAGAAGGCCGAGCAGAUGGUCAAGACCCUCCUGUCCAGGGACAUUCCCACCAUUGCGUGGACCUCGGACGCCAUGUCCGAGUUCAAGGGUCCCAAGAGCAAGAGCCCCAUCCGUUCUUUCCUCGUCUCGCACAAGCCCGAGCGUGCCGCCGUCCCAGAGAGCCCCGCUGCGACUGAAACCGCGGCUGCCCAGGACGAGAACGUUGAGCCCCGUGUCCUCGUGACAACCUCGAUGCUCUCGCGUGGUCUCGACUUUUCCCCCGCCGUCUCGUCCAUCUACCUCGUCGACCCUCCUCGUAACGUCCUCGACUUUGUCCACCGUGCAGGCCGUACGGCCCGUGGAGGUUACCACGGCCGCGUCACGCUCUUUGGUCUGGCCAACUUCUCACAGGUCCGCUACGGCGAUGCCCUCAAGGGCAUCGUGCGUAAAGUCAGCACCAGGCAGGCGAUUGUCCCCGGUGCGCGCAGGCCGGACGCCCGCAUGGCCCAGCUUCGUGCCUUUAAGAACCGCCAGUAG
This is a messenger RNA of Apiotrichum porosum, 2346 nucleotides long. RefSeq names its product RNA helicase (gene MRH4). The record is from RefSeq and is a predicted model, not a curated record. Gene Ontology annotation, cellular component: nucleus. Bases 1 to 2346 code for a protein of 781 amino acids. Lineage: Eukaryota; Fungi; Basidiomycota; Tremellomycetes; Trichosporonales; Trichosporonaceae. Gene Ontology annotation, biological process: ribosome biogenesis. The transcript has a single exon. Gene Ontology annotation, molecular function: nucleic acid binding; ATP binding.